This is a messenger RNA of Aspergillus caelatus, 813 nucleotides long. RefSeq names its product enoyl-CoA hydratase/isomerase family protein. The transcript has 2 exons. Gene Ontology annotation, cellular component: peroxisomal matrix. Gene Ontology annotation, biological process: fatty acid beta-oxidation. Bases 1 to 813 code for a protein of 270 amino acids. The record is from RefSeq and is a predicted model, not a curated record. Lineage: Eukaryota; Fungi; Ascomycota; Eurotiomycetes; Eurotiales; Aspergillaceae.
AUGUCGGCGAACCACGCUGUGUCAGCGGAAUACGAGGGAAAGAUUGCCAUUGUUACUCUUGACAAACCAAAGAAGCUCAAUGCCUUGAGUCACGAUGACUAUUACCAUCUUGCUACCGUACUGCGAGAGAUCGCCCAAAAGGAUACGGUCCUGGUCACACUGCUCAUUGGAACGGGCCGGUUCUUCUCAGCAGGAGCCGAUGUACGCGGCCAGUCUCCCGAUGACCUAGGUGGUGUCGAUAUCCGCCGAUACUGGCUUCCAGCCCUUGUUGUCAACAACAUCGACCUAGCGGAUGCCUUCUACUCGCAUCCGAAGAUUCUAGUGACGGCGCUCAACGGGCCUGUCAUCGGCCUGUCUACAGCGUUGAUUGCGCACUCUGACUUGAUCUUCGCUACACCUGAAACAUACCUUCUCACCCCCUUCUCGUCGCUUGGUCUCGUCACAGAGGGUGGAUCUAGCAUUGCCUUUGCCCGUCGAAUGGGGCUCAGCAAGGCCAAAGAGGCGCUCUUAUUCAGUCGCCGUAUUAACAUUGAGGAGUUGAAACAAACAGGAUUUGUCAAUCGAGUCUUGGAUACUGCAGGAGAUGGUCAAUUCAAAGGGCGUGUCCUACAAGAGAUUCACUCUUAUCUUGGUGACCAUCUUAACGGCUCAAGCAUGCUGGAGAUCAAGAAGCUGCUCCGCGAGCCCGGCGAUCGCGACUUCAAUGCCCAAGCUGCGAGGGAAUUCUUUGGAGGAUUAAGACGAUUUGCGGAGGGAAUCCCGCAGGCUGAGUUUAAGAAAAUUGCCUCUGGUGCAAAGAAACACAAGCUUUAG